AUGAAGAUAGUGUUGCUGCUGGAGCUGGAGAAGGAAUUCCAUUGCAAGAAGUACCUGAGCCUGACGGAGCGCUCGCAGAUCGCUCACGCCCUCAAGCUCAGUGAGGUACAGGUCAAGAUCUGGUUCCAGAACCGCCGCGCCAAGUGGGAACGCAUCAAAGCUGGGAGCUGCACGGCGUCUGAGCGAGCAGCUGAGAGCUGCAGGGCGUCCGAGAGAGGAGGCGUGCCUGACAAGCGGCUGGGAGCCGCAGGGAAUCCGAACGAGCGGCUGGGAAACCGCGGGGCGUCCGAAGAAAGGAGGCUAUGGCUCACCGCGCAGAGACGAUUGGAAGAGUUUGAGGAUGAGAGAAGACAACUUCAGAAAAUGGCUGAUUUUGCAGUAACACUGGAGCGAGAACUGGAACAGGUUAAAUUGAUUCUGCAUCAGCGAGAUCUACAGUUUGAAUCUUUACAGCAAGAGCAUCUAGUGCUCAUGAAGCAGCUCACCUUAACCCAAGAAUCAUUGCACACCAAAGAGCAGUCCCUAAAUGACCUACAGACUCAAUAUGAUGAGCUGGUGGCCAGGUUAGAGGAAUUCCAGGGUGAUGUUAUUUCUAAGGAUGACACGAUCCAAUAUUUGCAGAAUGAGAAGAUUGUCCUAGAGGUAGCUCUGCAGGCAACAAAAGCAAGCAAAGAAGAACUUGAUGAAGGAGCAAACUUCUUAGGUGAAAGUACUGAGGCAGUAUCAGAAAUCUUGGCACAAUUGAGCCAGAUGGAAAAUCUGCAACAGGAAAGUGCCAGCCUGAAGAAACAGACCCAAAAAGUAAAGGAGCAGUUCUUACAGCAAAAGGUAAUGGUGGAAGCUUAUCAAAGAGAUGCAAGUUCACAGGACCAGCUGAUUAGUGAAUUGAAAUCUACAAAGAAGCAGCUGGAUUUGGAAGUGAAAGAAUUAAAACGGGAGUUACUGAAACUUCGAAGUGAAAAGCAGUCCAUUGAUGUUGAAUGCUCAAGACUUCAGAAGGAAGUAUCCCAGGUUCACCAGCAGAUAGUGGAGUUAGAAAGCCACCUCCAGUCAGUGCAAAAAGAACAGGAUGCACAAAUCGCUGAUGGAGGAAAUAACCAGGCUUCCCAUGAACGGAUUCAAGCUUUGGAGAUAGAGCUGCAGGCUGUUAGCCACAGUAAGAUGAUGUCGGAGAAAGAGCUGCAAGAAGUAAUUUCACUCACCAGCCAGGAGCUUCGAGAAUCUAGAGGUUUCAGGAGAAAGAUAAAACGUUUGGAAGAAAUAAACAAGAAAUUGGCCCUCGAACUGGAACAUGAACGGGGGAAGCUCACUGGUUUUGGUCAGUCUAACAUUGCUUUGCGAGAGCACAGCAACAUCCCCGAAACAGUACUAGCAGAGAGAGAGGCAGACCUGGUGCAGCUGAAUCUCCGGGUUCAAGCAGUCCUAAAUAUUCAAGCUUUACAGACUGCCUUAGAAAGAGAAAAGUCAAAAGUUAAUAACCUUCAAAAGCAGGUUGCGGCAGCCACAGUAGAUGCAGCACAUAACCGUCGUCAUUAUAGAGCUGCUGUUCUUGAGCUGAGUGAAAUUAAGAAGGAGCUACAAGCCAAAGAACUGCUUGUCCAAACCCUUCAGGCUGAAGCAGACAAACUACACGCUAUUAUUGAAUGUGCUCAUGCCUCUUUUAAGGCGCUCCUUUUAAGACAAAAAGGGGGUAUUUGCAGUGAGCGGGCAGACGCCUUGGAUAAGACGCCUGCCGCUCCGUUGCUGCAAGCUCUUUACGUGCUUAAUUGGUUACAUCUUGGUAAAAACAGCCAGGUGCCCCCCGCGAUUAAACAUGUCAGCGGGAUGACUGGGGAAGAGCAGGGUGCGGCCCCCCAACCCUCGGUCAAAUGGUUUGAUUAUCAGCAGCAAAUAUGGAAAGGACCAGUUGACUUGCUAACGUGGGGCAGGGGUUAUGUGUGUGUUGCCACUGAUGCGGGUCCCAGGUGGAUGCCAGCGAGGUGGGUCCGGCCUUGGUUGCGUCCUCCGGAGUGA
Messenger RNA from Mauremys reevesii (Reeves's turtle), 2013 nucleotides. Its product is annotated as golgin subfamily A member 3-like. The record is from RefSeq and is a predicted model, not a curated record. The coding region runs from base 1 to 2013 and encodes 670 amino acids. Lineage: Eukaryota; Metazoa; Chordata; Testudines; Geoemydidae. The transcript has 3 exons. Gene Ontology annotation, molecular function: DNA binding.